Molecule: messenger RNA, 2339 nt
Organism: Musca domestica (house fly)
Lineage: Eukaryota; Metazoa; Arthropoda; Insecta; Diptera; Muscidae
Product: nuclear factor NF-kappa-B p110 subunit
Exons: 4
Coding region: 27-2195 (722 amino acids)
Biological process (GO): regulation of DNA-templated transcription
Molecular function (GO): DNA-binding transcription factor activity; DNA binding; protein binding
Source: RefSeq, a predicted model, not a curated record
ACAGCCAUUCGCGAUCCAUUGCCACAAUGGAAUCAUUUUUAAUGGAACCGUUUUUAAACAGCUCUUUGCAAAUACAAAUUCAACCAAAACAAAAUUUUCAUUUUCGUUUCGAAAGUGAAUUGAAAAAUACCCACGGCUUUAUAACGGGACGAGUCCGCGAUAUAUAUCCCAAAAUCCAAAUGAGAUUACCGGACAGUGCCAAUCUCAACGACAAUGGAAAGGUGAGACAGUUCUUUGUCUUAUGCUCACUACACUCGUACAACGAGGAGAAGAUCGCCGAGAAGAAGCCGCUUCACCUGUCGCCACACCUCCUGUUGCCCAAGAGUAAACGUAAAAUUGACUAUGCGUUCGUUUUUGAAAAGAUGAAGAAUUGCCAGGACGAUGUGACAGAUAGGUAUUGGGAGCUCGUCGAUCAUGUUAUUGUGCGAUCUGGAAAGAAAAACAACAAAUAUGGGAAGACGCUGCGGGCGAAGCAGCUUAAAUACGAAUCGUUGGGAUUGCCGCUGCCAUUCGAUAAGCUGCAGGGCGAUUUGGAUUUGAAUGAAAUCACUCAAAGUGCCGGCUUAAUUGUCUGUCUGGGAUUUACUAUAUUCGAACGAAUCGAUGACGAAACCUACCGCCUCUACAAAGAAACCAUCUACUCCGACCCAAUAUACCACGGUGAUGACCUGAAAAUACACGAUAUAUGUAACUUCAGCGGCAGUACAAGUGGUGGCCAGUUUGUGUACAUGCGAAUUAAGUUGCAGUCGGGAUACUGUUAUACGGUUCGUGUGUUUCUCGAUGUGGCUGGCAAGACGGUCUGGGAGAGUUAUGUCAAACCAAAGGAUACAUUCAUGAAUAGCAGUAUAAAAUUCGAGUUACCGCCCUACACAGGACCCGAUUUUUCUGAAGAUUCGAUCGAAGUGUCGAUGGAAGUCGUUGUAGAUCGCAGCACUUUCAAGAGUAGGCCGGUCAAAUUUACAUAUUCGAAAAGCGACAAUGCUGGAACGGCAGAGCAGGCAGCCGCCCGAAAAAGACCACGACUCUGUUCAACGAUAGUGCUGACACCAUGUAAAUCUUCGGCUAGCCUUUCCGAUUCGUUGCAACCGAUUGCAAUCGCACCAAAUAUUGGAGCAACAACGACCGAAAUCCCAAGUAGGCCGACCAAAAUGGAAGUUGUCGGACCGGCAACCGAUCAAAAUGUUUCAACCACUACCUUCUCGCAAUCUUCUGAGAAUCCGAUAAUUGAUAAUUUUUCAUCACAGACCUACUCUGCAUCAACGGUUAGUCUUUCCGAUUUGGAUUUGGAACAAUUGUACCAAAGCCUAAUGGAGCCUGACUUGUUAUUAGAGGAACCCCCGAGUGAACAAGGGAAUAAUGAAUAUGUCUCGCAAGAUAGAGCAGUAACGCCCAAACCAAUAAAGGAAGAUAUCAAUGUCCAACACCAGAAGCAAGAGAAGAAAAGAAGAGAAAUAAAUGAAAUAAAGAAACGGAUUGAAAAAUAUUUGAAUGAUGCAGCCCAAGAUAUUACCAUCCCGCCUAGUAUUCUAUCGAAUAAAUUUGGCAACACCAUUUUCCAUGACGCCGUAUUGAAUGCGUCUACAUUGCUCGCCCUGCGCAAUGGUGUCAAGAAAUCUACGCACAAGGAUCUGGUCCUGAAAACUCGCAACAAAUUGCGGCACAAUCUGCUGCACUAUGCCUGUCUCCACGACAAGUCGGAAGCUAUAAGACCACUGGUAGGCAUGGGCAUUGCUCUGCACGAACAGGAUAAAAGUGGCAACACUCCAUUGCACUUGGCCAUCGUUAAUCGCCGCAGCGAUUGCAUUCUACAAAUACAAGAACUACUGCAGAUAUACGGCGCCUACGAUGAAAACGUCCUCGCAUCAAUGGUCAAGAUGACCAAAGUCUACAAUCGGCAGGGCUAUACGGUACUGCAUUUGGCCCUAUUGGAAAAUCUGCCGGAGUUGCUGGGAGUUCUUUUGGAAUUUUGCCAGCAGAAACAAAUCGAUGUCACCGAAUACGAAGUAUUGGGCAGCGGCGAUUCUCUUGGACAUUUGGCGGUGAAAACAAAGGCCUCUACGGAAAUGCUGAAAGUGCUUGAGGAGCAUGUACCAAAAUAUUUGCUCAUCGAGAACUAUGCAGGCGAUACCGCCGCCGCAACCGAUGAAAUCGAGGAGAUAUCUGAUGAAAUGGAGAUGAAAUUGAAUUUCGAAUAAGAAAAUGUAGAAUUAAAUGAAUAAUAAAGAAUAAAACAAAACGAUUUCAUGUGUAUUGGGUUCUCUUGAUGAAAUGGAGAUGAAAUUGAAUUUCGAAUAAGAAAAUGUAGAAUUAAAUGAAUAAUAAAGAAUAAAACAAAACGA